Molecule: messenger RNA, 2065 nt
Organism: Thamnophis sirtalis
Lineage: Eukaryota; Metazoa; Chordata; Lepidosauria; Squamata; Natricidae
Source: RefSeq, a predicted model, not a curated record
AUCAUUUUCACCUGCAGUCGGAAAGCUUGAUCAGUCCCUUAAUGCAGGCCAUUUCCCACCAGCACUAUAAGGUCCGCGUUGCUGUCAUUCAUGCCACAGGGUCCGUGAUCCAAUUCGGCAACGUCAAAUCGCUGGAUGAUGUGCUUUCCCACCUCGCCCAGCGAUGUUUUGAUGACAUCCCACAGGUCAGAGAGGCUGUUAUCAGCGUAGUUGGUGAAUGGCUGUUGCACCUGCGGGAUCGCUAUUCCUAUUUCCAUAAAUUGAUCCCUCUCUUACUCAGUGGCCUGACUGAUGAAAUGCAUGAGAAUAAGGAGCUGGCGUUAACCUACUGGAAGAAAGUGGGGUUGCAGUGGGAAAAAGAAAAUGAAGACGAUAUUAAGGAUAAACUGGAUUUUUAUGCUGAGCCUUCUUAUUAUCCACCAGGACUAACUCGUCCAGAUCUGGGAUGUCGAGAGCUGGUAACCAGAAACAUCUUCAAAAUACUUCCCGGCCUCUGCCACGACAUCACCGACUGGGUCGCAGGCACCCGAGUAAAGGCAUCCCAGCUCCUGUUUAUAUUGUUACAGCACGCGGAGGACCAUAUCACACAACACAUGGAACUCCUCCUGCGGACCUUGUACCGCGUGUGCUCCGAUGAAGAAAGCAGCGUGGUUAGCAACCUUGAAUCGAUUUGUCACCCUUUCCAAACCUCUCCAAUGUUGCAAAAUGUCAAAGAUGCCCUGAUGCCUCCGAUCAUUGUGACGCUGGAAGAAGAUUCCAAAAUGACCCGUUUGAUAUCUUGCCAAAUUAUCAGGACUUUUUUAGACAGCUGCAGAAAACAGCCCGAACUCAGCAAAAUUUAUCCAGAACUCUUGAAGCGCUUGGAUGACGUCUCGCACGAUGUCCGUUUGGAAGCCGCUGCGGCCUUGACCAGUUGGUUCAGAUGUAUAAACGACCCGGAGACAAAAGCUCUUCUGAAAACCAACAUUCAGGUCCUCUACCAAGAGCUGUUAGUUCACCUGGAUGACCCCGACCAAAACAUCCAAUCGGCUGUUUUAGACACUUUGAAAGAAGGGGGCGUUCUUUAUCCAGACCUCUUGGCGAAGGAAAUCGAAGGAGUCGUACACAAACAUCGCACUCCAAUCUAUUGUGACCAGCUGCUUCUCCACCUUGAAUCAACGGGAUGGAGCUAUUCUGAGUCCUAAAUGCCUCGGUGGGCCUUAAUUAAUGGUGCCUUAAUUAAUUAAAAAUGGGAACCUUUCCAUUUGUUCCCCAGAAAAGGGGUACUUCAAUAAACAGAGACAUUUUAAGCUGGAAGAAGCAUUCACAUUCUCCUUGCAUUCAUGAAUACUGCAAAACAACAACAAUCCACCUUCAAUAAUAUUUAUUGCUGCCAAUCCUGAAACUAACAUUGUUGUGGUUAAGUUUAAAGAACGAAAUGGCAAUGUGCUAGGACAAACUGAUAUGUAGCUUGAAUGAUCCACAGCUAACAGAGUGAAAGCCCUUUUAUUCCGCAAACAUUGUUAAAAUGGAUAGUUUUUAUCAAAUUAACACUAGCUUGAACCCAUUUCUGGCAUGUGAUACUAGAUACUCAGCCAUAGGAGCAAAAAGCAGGGAAUUUGUCUCUCUGUCUUGAAAUUCAUGGUGUGUAUCAAAUCUAAAUGCCACCCUGAGUAUGUUUUUAUAGUACCUUGAUUUAUGAUGAAAUAAGAGCAGAGUUGUAUAUAAACAUAAUUUGAGAACAGGUUUUGAUAAGAAGUUUCAAAUGGAUUAUUAAUGAAGUUAGCUCUUUCUCAGAGUCUUUAUAAAAUGAGUUUCGGUGUUCGUUGGUUGUGCUUUCGCUAAUUGCUCUGGUUUUAAUUCAUGCUCUUCAUUCUUACGAUAUUUUGAAUGUUGCCAUUUGAUUUCCGAAUACAGCUUUACAUUUUGUGAUAAAAUAAUUGUGUCCCUAUAAACUCUGUCUCGGACAUGGAGGGAAAAGAUUGUGGCUUCUGGAUUGCAAGCCAGACAUUCAGAAAAUAGCCGUAAUUUUAAAUGCAAGAUAUUUCUAAGCCUUUUAAACACCAAUAAAUUCUUAUGUAUUGAG